AGCAGGCUUUGGAAAGAGCUAAAGUACAUCAAGUAGACUAUUUGAUUCCAUGGUAUUUAAUUGUUUUUGCCACAGAUUAUACUCCAACAGCUUGCCUAUGGCAGGGAGGUGUAUUGGAGUGGCUACACCUACCACACACACAUAAGAAGGAUGCGGAAUCGCCCAUAUGGAUUCCAGACAGACUCAUCAGGCCGGCGCCGCAGAAAACUGCAAAAGCGAAAGGAAAAGUUAGCGACGGCCCGGCUCACUCAGGAGAUGAAGAAGCUGACCCUGAAGCCACAGAAGCUUCCGACAUGGACCCAGCUAAAACAUCUGGCGACGGAAGCAAAAGCACUUGCCUCGCAACAAUGUUCUAACCCUCCUUUAGAAAUGCUGUUUGUAGCCAUGUUGUCCUUGAUUGCUGUUGGGCCUACUACGGCCUCUACCAGUCCUUCUUCCUAUUGGGCUUAUGUUCCUCGUCCUCCCCUCUUACAUGUAGUGGGGUGGUUGGAUGAUGAGACUUAUAAGGUAUUGAGCAAUCAGACGGAGAUCAUCGGGGGUUUCCAAGAUUCAGAUGAAAGGGCAAGUGCUUCCUCAUUUAUAAACUUUGCAGGAAGCUCAGAUUCAUUACCAAUUUGCUUCGCCCUGGAAGGAGUAGCUCCUCCCGGGUGUCUCUCCACCAGCUACAGAACCUUUUUAACUGCUGCCCCCAGCUCUACCGGUAAGAAAGGAGAUCCUAGAUGGAUCUGGGAGACUCAGCUGCUUACUCUGGGACUUCCCACUAUGAAUGAAACCUUUAAGUCUGUCAACUUUAUGCCUCUUGAUUCCUGUAUUACUAAGUAUCGGGAUAAGAAUCAAUUUUGGGAUGAUGGUGUUACCGCCUUUCCUACUUGGUUGCGUUGUGGGUUUCCUCACGCAGCCUCCUCCUACAAUCCUUUACUGUCUAAAUUGCUUAUUUGGGAUUUUUACGCCUCUUCUGGAGAAAAGAAGUAUGAAGAUUAUAUCUCAAAGAAUAAAGAUAAGUUCCAUAAUUAUACAUUUGACAAUAACCAGAUCUCUGGGCAGUGUACGUGA
This is a messenger RNA of Peromyscus californicus insignis, 1053 nucleotides long. Its product is annotated as endogenous retrovirus group K member 6 Env polyprotein-like. NCBI's taxonomy places the organism in Eukaryota, Metazoa, Chordata, Mammalia, Rodentia, Cricetidae. The record is from RefSeq and is a predicted model, not a curated record. The transcript has 3 exons. Bases 151 to 1053 code for a protein of 300 amino acids.